Messenger RNA from Pseudogymnoascus verrucosus, 2573 nucleotides. RefSeq lists its product as uncharacterized. The record is from RefSeq and is a predicted model, not a curated record. Gene Ontology annotation, biological process: rRNA processing. The transcript has 2 exons. Bases 161 to 2410 code for a protein of 749 amino acids. Gene Ontology annotation, cellular component: nucleus. Lineage: Eukaryota; Fungi; Ascomycota; Leotiomycetes; Thelebolales; Thelebolaceae.
CUGGAUCGCGUGUAGUUGAAACCAGUGAAAACGAAAACUGGGAAUCUAGAUCUGUUUUUGGAGACAGACAAGAGUCAUUACGGGUGAAGAAAGAGACAAAGCUGUGAUUGUUGUAUACUACGAACGACACGGCCAACUCCGACAAGCCGAGAAGCAUCAGAUGUCUAUCCCACCUGAGUUGCGGGUGCUAAACCACCAGCUCUCCACUGUCCCAACCGCCCAGUUGCCUCAGAUAACACCUCUUCUCCUGCGGAAUGUACUGAGGUGUCAAGGGCCUUUAUCGGCGCCGUCUACAAAUGCCGCCAAAGAUGAUUCGUCUGAGGCAUCUGCUGUCCACACGCUCAAAACUCACGUGUCGAGGUUAUUAUUCGGCAAAAGUGCGGAAGGAAGAUUCGCGGCGAUAAUACUGGCGAAAGGUAUCAUUGACGUCGGCGGAUGGGAAGUUCUACGAGGGGCUUUGAAAUGGGUGCAAGGGCUGUUAGCGAUAUUGACAAAGCCAGAUCCUGUCGCCUCAAAGAGACUAUGCAUCAUUACAUUGACAAGUAUAUUUGUCAAGACGCAUCAGUAUCAGAGCAUCGUCAGAGAGAUCACUACGCCACAUCUGUCACCUUUUGUUACCUCUUGCCUUGCCCUGGUCUCCUCAAAGUCCACUGGCAAGGUAUUGGAAGUUCCAGCAUCUCUUACAGAGGCUGUGUUGGACGCCUUUUCUACGUUAAUGCCUAGACAUCCUGCGAUCUUCCGACCCUUUGCCAACCAAAUCAGGCAAGUCACGAGAGUGUAUGUGGCACCUACCUUCUGUGAUGGAUUCUUCGUGCCUGAGUCUCUCAAGGAGUCCGCCCGCUCUCUCGCCGUGUUAUUGCAUCAGACAGCGCCAAAAAACACCAGCGGAGAAGAAUGGGGCAAGAACGUCCGAGAGCUUGUCAAGGAAAUUCAUGCCACGACGGAUCAAGUCUAUCGUGCUGUUGUGGAGGAUUGGGAGUCUGCUGCCGGAUACGUUCCCCAGCCGAUCGAUGUCAACGAGGAGCUUCAUGGCGGUGGGAAAUCAAAAGAUGACUAUCCAGCCUGGACUGGGAUCGACGCUGGGUUGGAAAGGCUUCAAGGUCUACUUGGUUACCUGGAGGAGCACUUCAGACACCACACGGCGACCGCUGUCACCGUGCCCCUCGGAAUUAUCGACGACCUCCUCACCAGGCUGAUGUCCAUUGCCGCUCCCCAGCCAUCGAAAAAUGGAUCAGGCCAGGGUGGCAUGCGCCUCCACCCAGCAAUCUCUCGUGAAGAGCGAGAAGGUUUAUGGUCCGGUCUACCGCAAACCUACGUAGGAGUCAUGGAAGUGUAUGGAAUCCUCAUUGAGCGUCUCCAGCACAAUUUUACGUCUCUAGCGCAAGGUUGCCUGGAGCAGAUUACGUGGACCUUCCGAUCAGGAAAACAAGACGAGCAGUACCGCGCAAAAGCCUACGACGUCAUUGCGGCUAUUUUACCUCUAUGUGCAUCGGGCCUUCCAAAACCUUCCAUUGACAGAAUGACGUCGGUGAUAGUUGCCUGCUGCAAAGAGUUACGUACUGUCGAGGAGGUGGUUCCCGCUAUAGCGCUGAAGGACAGUAGCGGAAAGGCUACUUCCAAUGGCGUCGCCAAUGCCGACAGUUUCCUCAAGAACAAGUCAAUUCUGUCAUCUGCCGAUGUGCACGAUACGACAGUUGUCAGCAGCGCCAAAGCGCUCCUGCCACUAUUCUUCACUCUUAUUCCUCAACAACACCUUGAGGCAUAUACGCGAGCCGAGCUAGAUAGGACAGCCAUUCUAUCACACCACAAAGAAGCAAUGCUGGCUAGCGUUCUGAGCCCGUUCUUAGGGCGGAAUGGAAAGAGCUUGCCUAGCAUUCUUCCGCACCUUUGCCGCGCAUAUCCGCGAGAUGCCGCUGUGGAGGCACUACUGAGGCCACGCCUUCCUGUCAUCCGACAAUCUGGGCCUGUAAUGGGUGCGCCUCUCGAAGAGGAGCUUGAGGAGGACGACGAUGUAGCGAUGGAUGAUCUACAGCCAGUGGAUGAACAAGAAGAACUCCUCGAGAAUAUCGUCAAUACCACUGCGACAUCGAUGUCAACGAGUAACGAUGCCACUUCUACUGAUGCUCCGAUCACGUCAACCAAGACGAGGGAACAAGAGACUAACCAUUGGGGGACUAGCACUAGCGCCACAAAUAAGGUUUACACUAGUAAGGAGCCGCAGGGCAAGGAUGUGGCGGCCCCUGCCGCUAGCAUUAGCGAGGGUGCGCCAAGGGCCGAAACGACGACACGCACAACAGUACAGUCGACGACUACAACUGCAACUGUGGAUGCUGUCGAAGAAGAGGACUCUGAUGACGAGUCUGUGCAUUUGGAAGCUGGUCUGUCUGAUUCUGAGGAGGAGGAGGAGUAGAAUAUGGGCUUCAUAGCGUUUGAUAAUGGCAUAUUACCUGUUGCAUCUCGCUGGAGAUACAAUGUUUACUUUUGACAUAAUGAUCAGAACGCUCCUUCCUUGCCUGUGAUCAGAGCGAUGAAUAGUUUGCCUAGUUAAAUUUACGUUCGCACCUUCCCGUGCU